Messenger RNA from Candidula unifasciata, 633 nucleotides. The record is from the annotation of a GenBank genome assembly. NCBI's taxonomy places the organism in Eukaryota, Metazoa, Mollusca, Gastropoda, Stylommatophora, Geomitridae.
AUGGUUAGCACGGAGUAUGUUUUCGUGAAUGAAAUAGCCUACACCUGCAGUCUAACUGAAACGAUGGCUGAAGAAAGCACCCGUGCCAUAGUCGUGGAUUAUAUAAAAUACAGACUAGACAGUUGUGGAUUUUCUUGGGACAAUGACGGCCGGCAGUUGAACGUCCAGCCCAAUGAGGUUCAAGAAGCCAUGCGUCUUCUUGGAGACGCUUUUGAAGAACGAUAUGGCCGAAAUUUUACGGACAUGAUUGAGAAAAUAAACUUGACUGACGAUAAUGCACCGGACAUUUUUUCUGCUAUAAUGGAUGAAAUGUUCACCGAUGGUGUUGUGAACUGGGGACGCAUUGUGGCUUUGUUCGGUUUCACGGGCCGGUUUGCAGUGUAUUGUUUCCAACAUAACAUGCCAGCUAUGGUCGAUAAUGUAGUAGAGUUGGUUACGACGUAUAUUGACAGUAAACUGAGAAACUGGAUGGACCAGCAUAAUCAUUGGAACGGUUUCCUGGAAUUCCAAGCAGUGGAGCCAGCUUCUUCAAAGUUGGACCUAAAGUGGCCGUCUUUUGGAAGUUUGUGUGGUCUGGCUAUAGCCGGGCUAGGAUUCAUAACACUGCGCGCGUUGUUCACACAACACUCCUAA